GGGAUGCAGGACGUGCAGCUCAAGCUGGCGCUGGUGCGGAGCGUCGCCGAGGUCAGCCGGGCCAUGCAGGGGGCGGGGGGCUCCCAGCGCACGGAGCUCUGCUGCAAACGGGAGCUGCUGAGCAUCCUGCUGGGCUUCGUGAGGGCCGAGCCCCGGGAUUGCCUGGCGUCCCCGGUGCGCCAGGAGGCGUUUCUGGCCGUGGGGCACCUGAGCAAACUGAAGCCGUCACUGAGCCGAGAGGAAAGCCGCGACCUCCUGGAUCAGUGCCUGCAGAGCGUGAUGCCCCUGCCUGCCCUGGAGCCGGCGGAAGAGGAAGGGGCGACAGCGGCGGGCGCUCUGCACCUGCGGGCUCUGCACGCUCAGACCAUGGGGGCGCUGGGCGAGCUGGUGACGGCGCUGCUGGAGGAAGACCUCACCUCCAGCUGGCUCGUGGAGAUGCUGCACGUGCUGGAGUACUGGCUCAGCUCGGCCCGUGAGUGGGAGCGGGAGAGGGCCCUGCAGGCCUGCGCCCAGCUGCUGGGCGCCUACGAGGAGCGGUUUGAGCUCACGGGAGAAAAUUCUUUCGGGCUCUUUGGCUCCACGGUGGGACUGCUGGCGCCUUUCGUCUGCGACUCGCUGGCCACGUCCCGCCAGCGGGCAGGCGCCUGCCUCGGCCACCUCCUCCGCAUACAAGGCAAGGCCCUGGAGACGACGGCCGAGGAGGACGAGGUGCAGUCCCUGUGCCAGCGGCUGCGAGCCCCCGACGCCGAGGCUCUGCUCCAGGCGUCCUCCAGACUCUCAAAGAUCGUUUGCAAAUACAUCCCCCCGGCGCAGGCGGCGGAUUUCGUUUCUGCCGCCCUGGACGGGAUGCUGUCGGCGAGGGCGGCGUGCGCUCAGGGAGCUGGCGAGUGGCUGCUCGCCUUCCUGGAGACGUGCGGGGGACAGCUGCUCAUGCAGGUGCCGGAAAUCCUGAGCAUCAUCUACAUCCGGAUGCCGACCAUGCAGCAGGACACCCUCCGCGGCCUCCUCUUCAAGGCGGUGUCCCUGCUCGCCCACUACCACCCCGGGGCCGUCAUCGACAGCCUCCUGCAGAAGCAGCUGCCCGUGGACAGUGAAACCGUGGAGCUGUGGGGGGUCCUGGGGAGGACGUUCGUUGCCGGCCAGCUCCUGGGGGUUUUGAUGGAGAAACUGAAGGACUCGGGAAGCGACCGGCCCAGGACCAGCUCCACCGAGCCCGAGGCAGACGACAGCCAGGCUGCGCUGGAGCCUCUCAAGAUCACCCGCGCCAUCUUCGAGGUGGUGUCAACGCUGCAGAGCCCAGAGGCUGUGCAGCACCUGCUCCCGGAGCUGCUCCCGGUGCUCCUGCAGCAGAUCAGCGCCACGCUGGGAAAGGAGAUGCCGUUCUCCAAAGUCAGCGGCCGGGGAAAGCUGUUCCUGAAGGGACACACGAGCGACGACAAUCCGUGCAGGCUUUCCCUGGAGACCUUGGAGGCGGUGCUGCGCGCGUGCCUCCACGGGGGAUGGCUGUGGCUGCUGAGGAAGCAGGGAGCCUGGGCUGCGCUGGAAGACCCCCGGGCUCACCACGAUGGCGUCUGUCUGCUGACGGGCGUGCUGCUCCUCGCCGGCGUCGUCUCGCUGCCCGUGGUGCUGGUGGUGACCCAGUGGCUGGACUCCCUCUCGGCCAACCGGCGGGUCAUGGCUGCAGCCUUCUGCGCCGAGCUGAUGAAGGCGCCAGUGCCCUGGGAGAGGAGGUGCCUGCAGCCGAUCGUGGGGGCCCUGCUGCAGAAGUCGCGGGACCCGAGCGGGACUGUGCGGCAGAUGGCAGCGCGUGGCCUCGGCAAUCUGGCCCACGGCGCGCCGGAGACGCUGCGCGAGCACAGGGGAGCCGUGGUGGCGGCGCUGCGGAGUGGCCUGGAGCCCGGGGCGGCGGUGGCGGCAGAGAGCCUGCUGGCGCUGGCCAGGGUGGCGGAGGAGCUGCGGGGGAAGGGCCUGGGCACCUCCUUCAGAGACCUCGCCAGGGACGCAGCGGCCUUCUUCAACGCCGAGGAGGCGGCGCUGCGUGCGGCAGCCUUCACCCUGUACGGGGCGCUGGCGGCCUCUGCCUCGAGGCGGUGGAGGCCGUUCUUGGCCGAGGAGCUGGGGAGCACGUGGGCCAGCCUGGUGCUGCACCUCGGGGACCCGGACCCAGGCGCCUGCAGGGCGUGCCGGGGCGCGCUGCAGCUGUGCGUGCUGCUCCCGGGGCUGCAAUGGCUGCGGCAGAGCAUCGCCGCAGGCGCAGGGCUGAGCGCGGCCGAGCUGCUGGACGACAUCUGCGGGCAGCUGGCCUGGGAGAGCCUCGAGCAGCAGCAGGCGCUGUACGUCGCCGCCCGACGCUGCUUCCUGCAGGGCUGCGGGGAGGUGCGGGCCGCCGGCCUCCAGGUGGCUGGGGUCCUCGUGGCGCACGCAGGCACCGUGUGGCUGACGGCGGAGGAGGCGAUGCUGCUCGGGGCAGCGCUGCGGGUGCUGAGGCGCGACGCGGACCCGCGGGUGCAGCAGGCGGCCGCUCGGCUGCUGCAGGACACGGGCCUGGACCAGCUGCAGCGGCGGCGCUGAAAUAAAGUCGGGGCGGCGGCAGGGCAGAGCAG
Messenger RNA from Rhea pennata, 2603 nucleotides. RefSeq names its product maestro heat-like repeat-containing protein family member 2B. Bases 4 to 2571 code for a protein of 855 amino acids. The transcript is spliced from 20 exons. NCBI's taxonomy places the organism in Eukaryota, Metazoa, Chordata, Aves, Rheiformes, Rheidae. The record is from RefSeq and is a predicted model, not a curated record. Gene Ontology annotation, cellular component: cytoplasm.